AUUAAUCCUUCUUUCGCGGCAAACCCAUCUGCCUGACAGACGUCAAUUUUCUGCGCUCCGUGGACGUCCACCAUAAGUAUGAGCACGCCCGUACUACCUCAGACCGACCCGAGAAGCUUGGUGGAGAAGACCGCAGAAGUGACGGAGAAGGUGCCUCCGACGGUGAAAAAACACUUCAAGGGUGCCAAAGGUUCCUCCGUUGUAGCCUCAACUUCUGGCAAGGAUGGUGGGAAGGAGACGGUCAGCAAGGUGCAGAGCGUUGAUCUUACCACAGGAGGAACUCCGCCGGCACAAGAGAAGGUUCCGGUGACUCAGGCUCAGGCUGUGGUCCAUACAGCGGCCCCGUCUACGUCUGUUUCUACGGCACAGAGUGUGCAGGGUCUGACCUUGGAGACACUUUUAGGAAGGAUCCAGUCAUUGGAGGCGUCCCGGGCGGCGCAGUCAACGGACUCAGUGCUGAGAGAGCUGACAGCCUACUGUGGCAGGAGAGAGGGAGCGUUUUCGGCUGACUGGGCGAUGAGCUUAGUAGAAACUCUUGUAGCCACCGCCAGGAGGGAAGGACACCAGAGGAAGGAUGAGUUCAUCGCGUAUGCAGAUGAACUUUCGCAUUACACAAGACUACCUAACUUUAGGGCCCUGGUGCUUCGAUUAUUUGGUAGCCAGGCUCAAGUACAAGCUGCUACUAAAGUGCUGCCUUUUUUAAGUCUUAUGCAGCUACACAAGAAGCGACGGCGUCUAUGCCGCGACCAGAUUAUCGCCCGGCUCCGCGCCGUCCCCCUCCGUAUUUCGCAGGGGGUAGGUCGGGAGGAAAGCGGCAUGCACCGGAUGCGUGUUUCUUGUGUGGCUCAUCUGAGCAUUGGGCGAGGAAGUGCCCGAAUAACAAAAAGAAGCAGUAGCUCAUGUUGGAAUUGUUUGGUUAGUUAAACGCUGAUCGAAAGGCUGGAACGGACCGGAUUGUGCGAUUGUUUGUUACAGACGUGUUGUCUAACCUCUUGUUCUGAAUAAAGGUUUACACUUGCUUUA
Molecule: messenger RNA, 1023 nt
Organism: Branchiostoma belcheri (Belcher's lancelet)
Lineage: Eukaryota; Metazoa; Chordata; Leptocardii; Amphioxiformes; Branchiostomatidae
Exons: 3
Coding region: 79-924 (281 amino acids)
Source: RefSeq, a predicted model, not a curated record